CCGAAGAAUACACGGCAAUGGCCGGCCAAAUCCCGCCAAAAUCAGCAACAAGAAUCCAUGCAUCUCCUUCUCCUUCCCUCUGCAACUCCCCGCCAUUAUUACGGCCCUCCUUCCCUCCUCAAUUUACACAUGCUUCUCCUCUUCAUCCCCCCAAGAGACGAUCCCAUCUUUCCCUUCCCUCCAUUAUAAAUCCCUCAAAAACAUCACCCCAAAAUCAAAACUCCUCAAGCCCUCCAUGGCUCUCAAUGCUUUGCAUUACUUCAAUCUCUCUAAACCCAGUUUUUCCGCUCACCCGCUUCGUCGAACGCUUGGCGGGCCCUUUGUUUGCUCUAGUGGAGUUCACAGGGAUGAAAAAGAUGGAAACUUGGGAGCAAUUUCAUUAAAAAGGCACAAUCUUGGUAAGCAGAACUUGCCAUCUUCCUCUGAUUUUUAUCGUAGUUUACAGUCUGAGUUUCAAGUGAGUAUUGCUGAGCUAAUGCAUGGGAGUGGAAUUGCGCCGCAACGGGUUUUUGGUGAUAUGAAUGCUUUGGUGACCGGAAUUCAAAUUGAUUCGAGAAAAGUUAGACCGGGUGAUCUCUUUAUUUGUUGUGUUGGGUCCAAAACAGAUGGGCAUAUGUAUGUUGGUGAUGCUAUUAGAAGAGGAGCUGUUGCAGUUUUAGCUAGUAAAAUGAUUGAUUUUGAUGAGAUAUCAAGUUGCGGGGCAGUCUUUAUAGUAGAAAAUACUAACUUGGUGCUCUCUAUAGUUGCUGCUAAUUUCUACAAAAACCCAUCUAAGAGAAUGUCUGUUAUUGGAAUAACUGGAACUAAUGGAAAAACUACGACUGCCCAUUUAGUUAAAGCUAUUCAUGAAACAAUGGGAAUCAAAACCGGAAUGUUUGGCACCGUUGGAUACUAUAUCAAUGGAGAUCAUCCACAGUUGGAGGUCCCAAACACAACUCCCGAUGCAAUAACUGUUCAAGAAUUGAUGGCAAAGAUGGUGCAGAAUGGAUCAAAGGCAUUAGUCAUGGAGGCUUCUUCUCACGGAUUAGCAUUAGGGAGGUGUGAUGAUAUCAAUUUCAAUGUUGCAGUCUUUACUAACUUGACUAGAGACCAUUAUGAUUUUCAUAGAUCUGAAGAAGAGUAUAGAAAUUGUAAGGGGAAAUUGUUUGAGAAAAUGGUUGAUCCGAAUCGUCACCAUAAAGUCGUGAACGUUGAUGAUCCACAUUCAUCAUUUUUCUUAGCUCGAGGGAAUAAGGAUGUUCCAAUUGUGACAUUUGGGAUUGAGAAUAAAGAUGCUGAUGUUUUUCCUAUAUGGUUUAAGCUCUCACUGUCAAGGACUGAAGUUUUGAUCAGCACACCUGGAGGAAUAUUAGAAAUUUCUUCAGGGUUGAUUGGCAAGCACAAUGUGUAUAAUAUUCUUGCAGCGGUGGCUGUUGGAAUUUCGAUAGCUGCUUCGUUGGAGGAGAUUAAGAGAGGGAUAGAAAAUGUUGAUGGGGUCUCGGGUAGGUUUGAGAUAAUUGAUGGGCAACAACCUUUUGGAGUGGUUGUUGAUUUUGCACAUACCCCAGAUGCUUUGGCUAGGGUUUUAGACACCGUAAGAGAAAUGGGUGCCAAGAGAAUUAUUACUGUUUUCGGAUGUGCCGGAGAAAGUGACAGAGGAAAGAGAUCAAUAAUGACAAAGAUUGCAGCAGAUAAAAGCGAAGUAGUUAUCUUGACCUCUGACAACCCGAAGACUGAAAAUCCAUUGAACAUCUUGGAUGACAUGUUGGCUGGUGUUGGGUGGAACAUACUCGAUUAUGUGCAAUACUCUAAACAUGCUGAUUCUGCUCAUCUUCCAAAUGGUCAUAGGUUAUAUGUACAUGAUAUUAGAAGAGUUGCCAUCCGCACUGCUGUAGCGAUGGCAGAGAAAGGUGAUAUAGUUGUUGUUGCAGGCAGAGGUCAUGAAACAUAUCAAUUAGAAGGCAAUAUAAGGAGGUACAUUGAUGACAGAGAAGAAUGCAGAGAAGCAUUGCAUUAUGUUGAUAAACUGCAUCGAGCAGGGCUACACAAGCCAGAUAUGGUUAUGAGGGAGUCGCAGAUAUCCUUUUGCAAAGAUGUUGAGGCUUGGAAUGCAUCAAAGGGAUGGAAUGAUCCUUCUCUUUUUGCUACUGUUUGUUGAGAGUUCCAGGCAAUAGGUAGGGGAUUCGGGAUUGAGGCAGACAUGGAAGAGAUAUGUACCAGAAGUUAUCUUGUGGGUUCAUAGAUGUUAGUUGAAGGGUCCAUUUAUUUUGUUUUUGUUAAUCGAAGGGAGUACGGAUAUUGUUGUUUAGAAGAAUCUUACUUAAUUUUGUAAUGCAUGUAACUUUUUAUAUCAGAAAUUAUUUGUCAAAUCAAUUGGCCCUCUUCUACUAA
Molecule: messenger RNA, 2370 nt
Organism: Asparagus officinalis (garden asparagus)
Lineage: Eukaryota; Viridiplantae; Streptophyta; Magnoliopsida; Asparagales; Asparagaceae
Product: UDP-N-acetylmuramoyl-L-alanyl-D-glutamate--2,6-diaminopimelate ligase-like
Exons: 6
Coding region: 236-2137 (633 amino acids)
Biological process (GO): cell division; biosynthetic process; regulation of cell shape
Cellular component (GO): cytoplasm
Molecular function (GO): acid-amino acid ligase activity; ATP binding
Source: RefSeq, a predicted model, not a curated record